AUGCCGACAAUACUAUUACCCGCCUCUGCUGCGGCCUUUGCUCCGCGAUCGACGUGCAAUGUGGUGCUCAACACCAAAGUGGAACCGUGGUUGACGGCAACCCUCAAGAGAAUCAACAAGAUCAAGCGCCCGCUCAACAGUGUCCCGCAACACACGAGGUGUCUGACCGAGACGCUCUCGUCGCCGGAUGCCAUCUGGUCUCUAUGUGCCAUCAUGGUGCCCAAGGCACCGGAAGCCGACUUACGGACAGACUCGAAUCCGCUGGUGGAAGCCAUGUUCAACUACCAACUAAUUUCCGUCGAAGCCUACGUCGUCCACGUCGACAUGGUCUCACAGAACGAGGUCGCCUUCAAGCUUACCCAAGACACAAUUGAUUCGCUGGUCGAUUAUCAUAGAGAUGUCUUUUCCAUCGACACCGCCGCAAAGACCUGGUCGUGGUCCGAGAAGGAAGCACAGCUGAAAAAAUUGCAGGAGGAGUUUGUCCAAGCUGCCAACAAGUUUGUCUAUCGGACGAAUGUCCAUGCCUUGGAGGGCAUGGAGGAAGACGGUGCGGGUGAACUCCUGUGUGGGCGGAGCGACGAGGUUCGCGCUGCCAUCAUGGGGCUCUACGUGCCACUUCUGCCUCCUCCACCAAGGAUCGUGGAUGUCGUCCGCCCGACUCCCCUGCUCCCGAGCUCGACAGGCGCCGAACAGUGGUGGCCAUCGCAACAUAUGCAGGCCAUCCAGCCGGCGCCUGUUGAGGCGUGGAAGAUUAUCCCGUCGAGCCCAAGUCCAGUCUCGUCCUGUGACUCGAAUCAGAACAUGUGGACAGGCGUGGGCAUGCACGACAUUCAGCUGCCAUCACCGACACCUUCCUUCAGCCAGCCGUACUCUUCGGCUGCUUACAGCGCUCCGCAAUAUUACAGCUCUCCAGCCUACAACACGCCGUCUACUGCACCAUCCUUCGCACCUCUCCCUCUCCCGAGUAUGUUGACUCAACAACCCUGCAGUACAUCUGCAAGUCUGAGCACAUUCGGGUGGGACCGUUAUCAAGAAUACACGAUGCCCUUUGCGACGGCCAUGUGA
This is a messenger RNA of Exophiala spinifera, 1065 nucleotides long. RefSeq lists its product as uncharacterized. NCBI's taxonomy places the organism in Eukaryota, Fungi, Ascomycota, Eurotiomycetes, Chaetothyriales, Herpotrichiellaceae. Bases 1 to 1065 code for a protein of 354 amino acids. The transcript has a single exon. The record is from RefSeq and is a predicted model, not a curated record.